AGCAAGACAGGAGCUUUCUGGUGAAGAGAGAUGGGGUCUUCGGGAGCUAGCAAAGUGAUGCUCAGAUCCUGUCUCUACUCUGCCAUACCUAGCCCAUCAUAACAGGAUGCUAGAGUCCAAUAGAUCUGACUCCUCCCAGGCUCCUUUCAGCUUUCUCCCAAGAACCCAUGACACCAGGCAUAUGAGGCAAUCUUCUUCAUGGUCCACCUGUAUUUUUUGUCUUUAGGUCUUCAGCCACCAUGCGGCUCUGGGCUCUGCUUCCCGUGAUCCUAGCUGUAGGGGGUAUCGCUGGCUUCUGGGUUGUGUAUGCCAUGGCGGUUGCAAAUGGCUCCGUGAACAUCACAGAAGCAUUUCCAUACAUCAGCACGUGUGGCGCAUAUCCCCCCCAGAGCUGUGUGUUUGGUCAGAUUCUCAAUCUGGGAGCCUUUUUAGGCAUGGUGAUCUGUUAUCUAAAGUACCAACAAGUGCGGAAUUAUGGUUGCCGCUCCCGUUUAAAUCUAACUGGGCUUGUUCUAGGCAUGUUUUGUGCCCUUGGCGCAUCUAUUGUGGGCAAUUUUCAGCAAUACAACCAGCUGGAAACCCAUUUGUUUGGCGCCUUCUUGGCCUUUGUGGUGGGCAUCCUUUAUUUCUGGGUCCAAGCAUUUCUGACUGAUAAAGUGAAGCCGAGACACGGAGGGUUGUGGAUUGGGCCUCUCAGGUUCGCUCUCAGCGUCUGUGGCACUGUCUUCCUUGUGGCCACAUUUGUGCUCUUUUACUUGAAACGGAACUCUGAGGCCGCCUACUGUGAAUGGGCGCUGGCCAUGGACCUCUUCCUGCUUUUCGGCCUCUUCGCCGUGGAUUUCUGGCACAUAGGCGACUGCUUAGUCUGUGUGCAGCCUCACCGAAGAACCCAAGAUAUCCAGGCCUCCACACAGACCCUGCAGCUUUGAUGACCCUGUGGGGAAGAAGGGGCUUUGUGAGGAUGAGUGUGGGAACUCACCCCAGGCCAGCCUUGUGGUGGGAAAAGUCAUGCCCCACUAUAUUGGAAACCAAAGUCGUUCUGGCCUUCUGCUGUGAGAGAAAGGAGUCUCUAAUAUUCCAUGGGACCCUUGGUGGGCAGCAUAUAUGUGCCAUCCAACCAGCUUGGAAAGCCUCCCCAGCUGUGAUUCCUCAUAACCCACCAAAUUAACUCUGCCACUGAGCAGAAAUAUCCCAGGUGCCCUUGGUAGGAUCCAGCCAUGCCUUUCCAUCGACUGAGAAAUAUUGCCGGUUCUUUCACAAAGAGAUCCACACUCAGUCUUCCUCUACAUGUCAUCGGAAAACUAUUUUUUUAAAGUGCCUGUUUUAUAUUCUACUAGCACCUUCCCACAGUGGCGGCAACAUGGCACCCUUCCGCUCUCUUGGCCACCUUGACACCGCUAUAUGAAACACAGUGCAGUGGAAGGAUCCCAGUUACGGCUCUGACUUUUGUGGCACAGUUGGAUGUAUCCUUCUGCUGAUGAGACCAGCCUUUGCAUUCUACCUCAUGGGUGGGCCUAGAACCCUUUGAACAUGGUUGGAUGGAUGAGCAGCGAUUCCACCAUGUACUCCUACUACCUCAACAAGAAAGUGUGGGAGGUGAAAGGAACCAGAAAAACAAAUGCUUCUUCUUCACAGUCUGGUUCAGUUCAAUGAAUCCUUGGCACAACUACUGAGGAUUGGCUAAAGUAUGCAGGUAGUUCUACAUGGAUCCUUAUGCCAGUAAAACAGUAGCCCAGGUAGUGUUCCCUCUAACAGGGAUGCCCAGAUGUUGUUGACUACAACUCCCAGAAUCUCCAGCUGCAAUGGCUUUUGCUUGGGGAUUCUGGGAGUUGUAGUCAACAACAUCUGGGCAUCCCUGUUAGAGGGAACACUGAGCCCAGCUGAGUGGUUGCAUCUCCCUACCUCAUCCUCUGGAUAUAUCCAGGCACAGACAGCUGCUAGUUGAAACCAUCCUGUGUUAAAGGAUGAUGAUAUUGUGUCUUAAAUUCCUGGCUGGCUUCUUAACCAUGUAAAUACUUCUGAAUCACUCCAUGAAGGCAGGCCCAAUUUUUUUUCUUUGAUAUACUGUAGUACCAUGUAUGACUACUCUUGUGUCCUUCCUCUAGGGGGAAAGUAGUCCCAUCCUUUGUUUUCUUUGCUAUGUAAGGGUUGGAGGUAGCUGAACCAUCCCAUUAUGGGGAUGAAUACUGAGUUCCAAGAUGCCUCUCUUUCUAAUAUGUUCCCUUUGGGAGUUUAUUCAAACUGUACCCUUGCACAAGUGGGAAAACAAGUCUGUCCCCCAACUCUGAUUUUAACUACUUGUUCUCUCAACCUCCCCCAAUCUAACUGAUUUCUUCCUUUCUGUGGAAGAUUUAAUAAACCGAAAGCCUCAGAUUCAGUUCUCAUCA
This is a messenger RNA of Hemicordylus capensis (graceful crag lizard), 2387 nucleotides long. It is a transcript of the gene TMEM150B, whose product is annotated as transmembrane protein 150B. NCBI's taxonomy places the organism in Eukaryota, Metazoa, Chordata, Lepidosauria, Squamata, Cordylidae. The record is from RefSeq and is a predicted model, not a curated record. The coding region runs from base 240 to 929 and encodes 229 amino acids. The transcript has 6 exons.